UGUGGACUGUGUUGCUGUCUUGCGUAUACUGGCACAGGAUUGCAAUUAUGGGGACAAUCUGAAUGAAAUUCUGAGAGAGGCUAGUUUGCGGCAUAAAUAAUGACUGGAUCCAACUGAAGUUAUUAUCCGAGACUGGAUUUACAUUUGAUUAUAGCAUUGUUCCUUGCGCAAACAAAUGGAGACUGUCAACGAGGGUGAAGAAAUCCAGGGAAAAUGUGUGGACAGUGCUAAUGUGACCUGGAAACAAGGGACAUACCAGGGAAGUGUGCACAAGCUAAGAAUAAUGCCUCAGGAAGACGAACCAGCACGAGCUAGCAGUCCUGCUAUUUUUCAGAGGACCAUCAAGGGCGUACGUCAAGGGAUUCCACAUGUCACCAUUUACUUGGAUGACGUCCUGGUGACGGGGAGGAGAGAUGACGUGCUGGUGACGGGGAGGAGAGAUGACGUGCUGGUGACGGGGAGGAGAGAUGACGUGCUGGUGACUGGGAGGAGAGAUGACGUGCUGGUGACUGGGAGGAGAGAUGACGUGCUGGUGACGGGGAGGAGAGAUGACGUGCUGGUGACGGGGAGGAGAGAUGACGUGCUGGUGACGGGGAGGAGAGAUGACGUCCUGGUGAUGGGGAGAAGAGAUGACGUGCUGGUGACGGGGAGGAGAGAUGACGUCCUGGUGACGGGGAGGAGAGAUGACGUGCUGGUGAGGCCCUGUAAGAAAGUGCUCCAGAGGAGAGGGUGCUGUCCAGCCAACAAUGGGGUCCCCCUUCCCUCGAUGAGCCUGCACCUGCAUCCAUCCUUCAUUGGGCUGCCCUCCUCUCCCUGCCGACGCUGCUGGGGAAAGACCAGAGCAAUGGGUAGGAAGAAAAGAGGGGGAGGAAAGGAGGGGAUAGGGAAGAAGGGGGGUGCUGAAAUAUUUAAACAUGCAGAGUGUGAAUUGGUUUAA
Oncorhynchus gorbuscha (pink salmon) is the source of this 937-nucleotide messenger RNA. RefSeq lists its product as uncharacterized. Lineage: Eukaryota; Metazoa; Chordata; Actinopteri; Salmoniformes; Salmonidae. The coding region runs from base 176 to 937 and encodes 253 amino acids. Gene Ontology annotation, molecular function: calcium ion binding. The record is from RefSeq and is a predicted model, not a curated record. The transcript is spliced from 3 exons.